AUGUCCUACGCUUAUGAAACCCCUUCAUAUACUUGGAUACUGAAUUAUUUUCACUGGGUGGUGUCACCUCUUUGGGGCGGAAGUAAAUAUGGUUUGAAGUUCUUCAGAGCUGCGGCAAAGUUCGUGUAUCUGCUGUCGAUCAAACCCUUCGUUCAACUAUUUCAAAUCUUCUUUUACUCUCCAGCGACCAUACUACUUCGAAACUUGACGAAUUUAGCGCUGCUACCAACCAAUGUCCCGCUCUUUCUAUUUUACAACACAACGAUAAGUGACAUUACUAAAAUGAACCUGCAUUUGACAUACAUAACUCUCACCCUUUGCAUACAAUAUCUGAUUACAAUGAUGUUCAUCGGAGUUAUUUUCGGUAUAUGGUUUGGCCUGAUUUUGGGUGUGCUGCAUAGGCUAAUCCGUAUUCCUGACAAAAAGGUGGACCUUUUCGGAAGCCUGACGCAGCGCGUUCUUCGUCUCGUGACGAGGGAAGAAGAACAGAUCAAGGCCACACCGGCUCCAUGGAAUUAUACUCAAGAGUAUUCGGCUUCCACCAAUGCUAGCCCUGCAACUCGACUCAACCAGUCUCAGCGAAAGGUUUCACGGGCGUCUCGUGGUAGUGCUUCCAACCUAGCAUCAAAACUUCCACAUGACUUUUUCCAAAUGAAAGCACCAAGAACCCCGUUGCGGUCUGGAGAUUCUAGGUUUGAUUCGUCGCGGCUCUCUCAAUUGGACAACGAACUCGAUGACGAAACUGCAUCUAUGUCCUCAAACAUUUGGGAUACCACUGAAGAGCUCCCAGAGACGCUCAGAACGGAGCCCACGGCUCGUGGUACAACGUUUCGCCGCUUCUCGUAUGCAUCAGGCCUUGAACAGCCUAAUUAUACUCACCUCAAGCCGCUGAACCAUUGA
This is a messenger RNA of Lachancea sp. 'fantastica', 900 nucleotides long. Lineage: Eukaryota; Fungi; Ascomycota; Saccharomycetes; Saccharomycetales; Saccharomycetaceae. The record is from the annotation of a GenBank genome assembly.